Drosophila melanogaster (fruit fly) is the source of this 1507-nucleotide messenger RNA. RefSeq lists its product as uncharacterized. NCBI's taxonomy places the organism in Eukaryota, Metazoa, Arthropoda, Insecta, Diptera, Drosophilidae. The transcript has 4 exons. Bases 98 to 1384 code for a protein of 428 amino acids. The record is from RefSeq and is marked reviewed.
UCAGUUGCCAAAGUUCUUUUGCGCCGUGCGAUCGAAGAUCUCUCUCGUGCGGAUACAUCGGAAAAUGAUCCACAUUUUCUAACUACCGAAUUCGAAAAUGGCAUUUAACAUGUGUGCAAAUUCGCUUUGCUUGGGCCUAGUUGCCCUUCUGGUUUUGGCCAAAAGUAGCGACGCCUUGCAGGCAAAACGUUUCUUCGGUGUGGGCGAAAGGGUGGAAGGGGACCAGCUCCUGGUCAAGGAUGUGCUCCAUUCCCGUCCAGCCGGCGCCGGCGAGCUGCCCGGAGUGACGUUCACCUACGAGAUUUUGGAGCCAAUCACUUGCGUGGAAAUUCUAUCGGAGGAAAACAUUUCGGCGGAGGUGAAAUUCAGCUUGGUGAAUCGCCUCAUCGUGGGCAUAAUCCAAUUGGCUGCCAGCAAUCAAAGCGUUAACCCAUCAGCUCCCAUUGUUCCACCAACCGUCGAGUUCGAUGUGACCAUCAUGGUGUUUGGCCUAAAUGAGACCUCCAAGCAUUUCGAUCCCUCACUGGUCAUCAAUCGUGAUCAGCAAUUUGAGGGCGAGAUGGAGCCCUACGAGGAAAUCUUCCCGGAACCGGAUCAAUAUGUUGAGGUAUUUGACAACAAUAGACGCGAUGACCUGGAGAUCGACGAAGGUGAUGACAAUCUGUCCGAGGAGGACAUCGAGAGCUAUACGGAAGGUCCAUUCGUAACAGACUAUUUCGAUAAGCCAGACAAAUACAUUGAAGUUGGAAAAAGGCAGGCGGGCGAUGAACUUCUCUAUGAUUGCUAUCAGACAUCGCCGGAUGAUUCGGAAAAGCCAACCAAUCACUCGGUGGUUUUCUACUACAUCGACAAUAAUCUAAUAACAUACGUGCGGUUUGCUAUACUCGAUCACUAUGCCAAUAGAAAUAUCUCGGAGGCCGAAUACCAAGCGCCGGUGGCAGAGUACAGUCACUAUACGAGUGGCACCCUAAAGGCGGUCAUCACCGACUACGAUUCGAAAAGCCUUUUUGUCCAGAUGUACGUCUACGGAUAUCGGGGGCGCACAGCGCCGCCCACCUAUGAGCCCUUCCUGCCGCCGCCGCUGUGGCAAAAGGCAAUUCUGGAGUCGCGGACCAAAAGCAAUGCCACUCCGCACCUGACGCCGCUGCAGACGCUGCAGCUGCUCCUGCUGACCGGCCAGCGGACCACCCCGCCGCCAGGAGUGUACAAUGAUAGCGUGGAGCACGAGGAGCAGCGGAGCAUUCGGCCGGAGGAGAUGAUGUUCGAGCGGAUCGAGGAUGAGAGUGAGGGUGAGAGUGAGAAGAAUUCGGCACUGCGCCAGAUGAACCAGGGCAUGGGAAUGGCGGCGCUGCUGGGCCUGCUCUUCCUGAUCCUGCAUAACUAGGUAGCCCGCCAGGGGGGGGAAUCAUUAGUUAAUCCAUGGAAAGCUUUAUGAGUAGUCUUUAGUCCAACAUUCUGUCUAUUGUAUUUUACGAAAUAAACUUUUGGCCUAAGCCAAGGCACACAC